This is a messenger RNA of Glarea lozoyensis ATCC 20868, 780 nucleotides long. RefSeq lists its product as uncharacterized. The coding region runs from base 1 to 780 and encodes 259 amino acids. NCBI's taxonomy places the organism in Eukaryota, Fungi, Ascomycota, Leotiomycetes, Helotiales, Helotiaceae. The record is from RefSeq and is a predicted model, not a curated record. The transcript is spliced from 4 exons.
AUGCCAGGCUUAGUACCGGCUCUGGUUAUGAGCAACACGAAAGAUGAUUUAUUGAAGACACUUAAUAUGGCACCUGAGACAUAUGCAAUGAUGGCAAAAGAAGCAGAUCAAGUCUAUAGAUGGCUAACGCAAGAACGAUAUCACCUCAAAGACAACUGCUCACGCAAACCCCCAUAUGAUUGGUCUGACAUCCGUGAUCGUUCAAAAGAUGAAGCGUACAUUCGAAUUGCUCAAUCCGGAGAUGCUCACACGAGCUAUUACUGGAAUCUAGCGGAACCCACCGAGGAUUGUCCGAAUUGGAUUGCAAGGUGGUUCUUGUACCAUAAGUUUCGGUACCGGGAUGGAAGGAAUAGAAAUCCGGCGAGAGCGGAUGAAGGGAGGAGCUCGGGAAGUAAGAGGGAGAGGACGAAGGAGGUGAAGAGGUCGAGCCAUAGUUCGUCGAGCUCGAGACCGAGUACGUAUCAGGAGACACCUAAGAGUUCCUAUUACGGGACAGCGGCGGAGAGUUCUUCCUCAUACUCCCAACAAUACUACCAAUCAGACCAAUACACGACAUCAUACUACCCCAGCACCGACUACCCAUCCAGCGACUACCCCGCAACCGAAUACCAACAAUCAAGUUAUAACAGCACGCCCAGACCAGACGCCGACGAAGAGGAAUACGCUAGUCCGAGUCCAAGCACCUACUAUGAUCCGGUGAGAGAUUCAGCGCACUCGGCCCAUUCGGGACAUUCAUCGCAUGCUGGGCAUUCUUCGCAUUCGGGGAGGAGACGGCGAUGA